AUGGAUGGCGUAACGCGUAUUACCCAAUGUCCAAUAGAACCAGGCGAAACAUUUACAUACAAAUUUGUAGCAUCGAAUAAAGAUACUCAUUGGUAUCAUGCACAUUCAGGUGUGCAAAGAACAGAAGGAUUAUAUGGAGCUUUUAUUGUUACUGAAUCUUAUGCUGCUGCUGAUAAAAAUAAUAGUGAUAACAAAUCUGAUUCAAAUGAUGCAAACCGAGACGUAAAAGACGGUUAUGAACAAGAAUUUUAUUUCAUAGUUCAAGAGUGGCUUCAACAAGAUUCAUUAAGUGUUUUUAACUAUGUUAACUGGGAAAAUACAAAAUUUUUCAAUAGCUUCACAGAGACAACAAAUUGUUUUGCACCUAAUCGAAUGGAUGAUGGAACACCUGUUGCACCAGUACCAUAUAAUUUAAAGAAAAAGAUGGAUGCGAUUUUGAUAAAUGGUAAAGGUUGGUAUAAUUUGCCUGUAGCACUUCAGUAUGUCGACUCAUGGGGUUCCAAUGCAUUCAAUCUUCCAUUAGAAGUAUUCACUGUUAAACCUAAUAAAAAAUAUUUGUUUCGUGUGAUUGGUGCAAAUGCAGGGCAUGCACUUGAAAUAACUAUUGGUGGACAUAAAAUGACUAUUGUUGCAUCGGAUGGUAAAAAAUGCCGAAAAGUAAAUUGUCCAUUUUGGCCAAGCCAAAAUGAUGGUCCGUUUGAUUGCAUUAGUCCUGGAUUAUAUAAAUCUUUAUCUUCUUCAAUUCCAGAAUCUGACCGUAUUGAUAUGUUUAAAAAUCAAUACAAAAAAGAAGAAUUUGAAGAGCAUUUUUUAAAUUUUCAUUUCUCAGGUUCUACAUCACAAAGGGCAUCAAUUAAUGGAAGACAGUUUAUUUUACCUUCUUAUCCUCCUUUUUUUGAAAAAGACUUUGAUAAAGCUAUCGUACCAUGCCGUAAUUCAUGUAUUGAGGAAAGUACAUGUGAUUGUACGAAUAAAUUAAAAAUUGGUACAAAUAAAAUUAUUCAAUUAAUUAUUUACAAUAUGGGUAAAGGUGCCGGAAUAGAUGGUACAGCUCAUCCAGUUCAUUUUCAUGGACACCAUUUUUAUGUUGUUGCUAUGGGAUAUCCUACAUAUAAUUAUACGAACCAUAGAUAUAAAAGUAGUAACACAGAUAUCAAUUGUAAAAAUGAAACAAAUUCAUUUUGUAAUUAUGCCGGUUGGUCUAAUAAAUAUUGGAGUUUAGGUAAUAUAGCUUCAAUACCUAUUGCAAAUUUAGUAAAUCCACCUAUAAAAGAUACAAUAUUUGUGCCUGUUGGUGGAUUUAUAGUUGCAAGAUUUCGUUCUAACAAUAUAGGACUAUGGUUUCUACAUUGUCAUAUUGAAGUGCAUCAAGCUGAAGGAAUGGCUCUUUUCAUUCAAGAAGGUUCCGAUGACGAAAUACGUUCGCUCGUCAAGUUUGAUGAAAUAAAUUUAUGUCACAAGGGCCCAAAUAUACCAGAUAAAUCAGCUUCAUUGAACAGAGCAAGUCAAAUAAAUGAUUUCAAACCAAUUUUAAUUUUGUUGACCCUGUUAUGUAUUAUUCAGCACUUUAGUGUUUAA
Molecule: messenger RNA, 1578 nt
Organism: Didymodactylos carnosus
Lineage: Eukaryota; Metazoa; Rotifera; Eurotatoria; Philodinida; Philodinidae
Source: the annotation of a GenBank genome assembly